GGUGCGCGCGCAACAUUCAGCCGCGGUGGCGAAACCGAGGCUAGCAGCAGCGGCAGUGGUCGGGGCGAGGAAGCCCCUCGCUAGACGGUGACGCGCGCGCGCACACGUGCGUGUGACCAUGGGACGCCUUCAUUUCACGCGGGACCCCAUCCCCGAGUCCAUAGGAAGCGAUAUGCUGCACUUGAACCAGCUCAGCGCGGAGCAGUUUUCAACGCUGACCGAAGUGAUUUUCUACUUUUUGAUUCAACCCAAGGAGAUUGAAACAUUCCUGGCUAAAUUGUCUGAUUUUGCUGCCACCAAUCAGAUCAGCCUUGGACCCUUAAAGAAUAUUGUGAAAAGCAUUCUUUUAGUGCCUAAUGGUGCCUUGAAGAAGAAUAUGACUGCUGAGCAGGUCAGAGCAGAUUUCAUUACUCUGGGGCUCAGUGAAGAGAAAGCCACUUAUUUUUCUGAGAAGUGGAAACAGAAAUCUCCCACACUUGCACGAUGGGCAAUAGGACAGACAUUGAUGAUCAACCAGCUUAUAGAUAUGGAAUGGAAAUUUGGAGUGACAUCAGGGAGCAGUGAACUACAGAAAGUGGGGAGUAUUUUUUUACAAUUGAAAUUGGUGGUUAAAAAAGGAAACCAGACUGAAAAUGUAUAUAUAGAGUUAACCCUGCCUCAAUUCUAUAACUUCCUGAGUGAGAUGGAACGUGUCCGAGCCAGCAUGGAGUGUUUCUGCUGAAGAUGAAGGAAGAAGGCUCAGAGGGAUAAAUUGUUUAUCCUUGUGGCCUGUUCUGUAACAGCUCGAGGGCUGUGAGUGUCUUAAAGGUUCACAGUUCUGUAUGUACUAGGAAGGCCAAUAGAAUUAUCACAUAAAUUCAUGAUUCAUGAAAGAACCACUCAUCACAUAGGCCAUGUCUCCAAUAUUUAAACCAUUGAGAGAGGGAAAAAGUAAGCCUAUUGGUGACACUCCUCCUUUCCUUCCCUCUAGAACUUCCAUUUCUCAAAUUUCCAAGAUCAGCAGUCUAAUUACAGAACAGAGUUAACCUGAAAUUAGGCAGGGGAGGAUCUCGCUGCUAGCAUCCUGAGAGCCAGAAUCUGAAACAAAAAAAUGAUGCAUUUACCAUGUAUAGUGGGGAUUCUCUCAUUUGAGACCCUAUUUUAAAAACCAUAUAUCUAUACGUAAAUCCAAGAGCUCCUCUUUCAAAGAUUUCUGUUCUUUUCAGGCCUUGACCCAGUCUCUUCUUUGGCAUCUGCCCAUCUGAGCCUCCUUAAGUCUUUUCCCCAGGCUGAGUGGCCACUGAACAGAAUUCUGCCUUUUCUAAGUGUUUAAUAAAAGGUUUAAAGAAGAGGCCUUGAUCCUCUUGUGUAUGUGUCCUGGAUUAAAGACCCUUCUAUUUUCUAACAAUUUAGAGAGACAAGAAGAUUAAAGUUUGGGUUGGAACUGAACGUGUGUGUGGAUGAGACAGAAGGAAGUCAUUGUACUCUUACAGGCUAGGAGCAGGACCAAGGCAGAAGUGCUUUCAGGUUAUAGCUUGAGGAAAAGAGGAUCAUUGAUUUGGAACUUCUUUCAAGUCUUUGGAGGCCAUCUGUCUAACAUUCUCCUUUUAUAGAUGAGGAAACUGAGACCCAGAGACUUGCCUACCUCACACAAGUGGCAGAGCUAGACUUUAAACUUAGGUCUUUCUACUCCAAAUCUAUCAUUCUAUACCAUGUUGCUUUUUCCACAAGAAGAAGUUGCAUAUAUUUUGCUGUUGACUUGAGACUUUAGUAUCCAGCCUAGUAUUUCAUUUUUCACUAAUUUCUGAUUAGAACAUUAAGAACUUGAAGGGGUCUUGGACUGCAGCAUGUCCAGGUAAGGGGGUGAACUUUCCAAAUCAUUUUAUCCAGUGUUUCUUAAUCUGGAAUUCAUGAACUUAAAUUUUUUUUUAUAUAACUAUUGUACUAUGCUUCAUUUCCUUUGGAAUUCUGUAUACCUUACACAUUUUAAAACAUGCUGAGAAGGGUUUCGUGGUUCAAAAAAGGUUGAGGAUCUCUGAUCUAAUAUGACUCACAGUGGAUUAGACAAUCUUUUUUUUUGUUCUUUAUUUUAUAAGGAAAUAUACAUAUUGGUUGAUACUGGUCAAA
This is a messenger RNA of Antechinus flavipes (yellow-footed antechinus), 2106 nucleotides long. It is a transcript of the gene COMMD7, whose product is annotated as COMM domain containing 7. Bases 119 to 721 code for a protein of 200 amino acids. Gene Ontology annotation, biological process: tumor necrosis factor-mediated signaling pathway; negative regulation of DNA-templated transcription. The transcript has 9 exons. Gene Ontology annotation, molecular function: NF-kappaB binding. The record is from RefSeq and is a predicted model, not a curated record. Lineage: Eukaryota; Metazoa; Chordata; Mammalia; Dasyuromorphia; Dasyuridae.